Messenger RNA from Pongo pygmaeus (Bornean orangutan), 1518 nucleotides. Its product is annotated as histone H2B type 1-C/E/F/G/I. Gene Ontology annotation, molecular function: structural constituent of chromatin; protein heterodimerization activity; DNA binding. NCBI's taxonomy places the organism in Eukaryota, Metazoa, Chordata, Mammalia, Primates, Hominidae. The record is from RefSeq and is a predicted model, not a curated record. The transcript has a single exon. Gene Ontology annotation, cellular component: nucleosome. The coding region runs from base 49 to 429 and encodes 126 amino acids.
UUUAUGUAAGUGCGUUCAUUGUCAUUGUUGUUCUUGUUUUUUGACAGCAUGCCGGAGCCAGCUAAGUCUGCUCCUGCUCCGAAGAAGGGUUCCAAGAAGGCUGUGACCAAGGCGCAGAAGAAGGAUGGCAAGAAGCGCAAGCGUAGCCGUAAGGAGAGCUACUCUGUGUAUGUGUACAAGGUGCUGAAACAGGUUCACCCCGAUACUGGCAUCUCAUCCAAGGCCAUGGGUAUCAUGAACUCCUUCGUUAACGACAUCUUCGAGCGCAUCGCAGGCGAGGCUUCCCGCCUGGCCCACUACAAUAAGCGCUCUACCAUUACCUCCAGGGAGAUCCAGACGGCCGUGCGGCUGCUGCUUCCCGGAGAGCUGGCUAAGCACGCAGUGUCCGAAGGUACCAAGGCUGUCACCAAAUAUACAAGCUCCAAGUAAAUGUGUUUAGGUAGUUUAAAACUCAAAGGCUCUUUUCAGAGCCACUCAAGCCUCACAUAAAGAGCUUUAAUAUUGAAUUUUGCCAUUUCCUACGGAAUAAUUUUUCCAAUUUUGUAAUCCCAGUACUUUGGGAGGCCGAGGCGCGCGGAUCGAGACCAGUCUGGCUAACGUGGUUAAAUCUCGUUUCUACUAAAAAUACAAAAAUUAGCCGGGCGUGGGCCAGGCGCGUGUCAUCCCAGCGACUCGGGAGGCUGCGGCAGGAGAAUCGCUUGAACCCAGCAGGCAGAGGAUGCAGUGAAACGACAUGGCGCUUUUGCAUUCCAGCCUGGGCGACAAAAACGAUGCUUCCUCUCAAAAAAAAAGUUGGCCAGGAAAUACUCCUAUUCUGUGUUGGCACGAUCCUGUAAUCCUAGCACUUUGGGAGGCCGAUGCAUGAAGCUCUCUUCAGCUCAGGAGUUAACAGAUUUGCCUGGGCAACAUAGAAUUCGUCUCUGCAAAAAAUGAAGCUAACCGGGUGUGACGUGACGGCUUGCGUCUGUACUGUCAGUUACUCGGUAGGCUGAGGUGGUAGGAUAGCUUAAACUCGAGCUAGAGACUGCAGGAAUAUGUGAAUACGCUAGUGCAAUUCCAGCCUGGGCAACACUGGAAGGGGUAGGAAGAGUAGUCUUUGGGUCCCUAAAGAUCACCUGCCAACAAGUUUGACUUUUCUGAGCACUCUUGUGGAGUUUGUUGUGGAGGGAAUACCAUGGGCAUUGGCAACGUAAAGUUGAGCUAAAAAAUCUCGUUUUCGGCCGUGCGCGGUGGCUCACGCCUGUAAUCCCAUCACUUUGGGAGGCCGAGACGGGCGGAUCACGAGGUCAGGAGAUCGAGACCAUCCUGGCUAACACUGUGAAACCCUGUCUCUACUAAAAAAAUACAAACAAAAUUAGCCGGGCGUGGUGGCACUCACCUGUAGUUUCAGCUACUCCGGAGGCUGAGGCUGGACAGUCCCUUGAACCCGGGAGGCGAAGGUUGCAGUGAUCCGAGAUCGCGCCACUGCACUCCAUCCUGGGCGAAAGAGCUAGACUCCAUCUCAUAAAAAAAAAAAAA